AUGUUUCGUGCUGCUCAUUUCGAUUUACAUAUACAUGGACCAACAAAUUACUCAACAUAUGUUGAAUAUAACUACAAAGAACGAAAGUGGACCGACUAUGCUCUUGUACAACCAAUUGGACGAAUACCUCUGUCGGUAAUUCAACAGUAUGGUAUACCGCAUUAUUACGCUCAAUACGUUGAGUGGAUUUUAGCUUCUCAAAUUCAUCGUCCAAUGACAAUAACAAACAAUGGUUCACAUUUGUCCAAAUUUCUCAACUCGCAAAGUUUCAAUAAAGCUGCUAUUAGUCAUUUACAACUUGCUUAUCCGAUGGACAUUAAUGUUGCCAAACACUCUUCUCCAGCAUUUGUUCAUAUAUUUCUACCUGUUCCAUUAGAAAAUCUAUAUUCUGAAAAAACACUAAACGACCAAUGGAUCAUCAUAUGA
This is a messenger RNA of Rotaria sordida, 426 nucleotides long. Lineage: Eukaryota; Metazoa; Rotifera; Eurotatoria; Philodinida; Philodinidae. The record is from the annotation of a GenBank genome assembly.